Puma concolor (puma) is the source of this 2967-nucleotide messenger RNA. The record is from RefSeq and is a predicted model, not a curated record. Lineage: Eukaryota; Metazoa; Chordata; Mammalia; Carnivora; Felidae.
AUGCCAGGGCUGUGGCCCAUGCCCCAGUUCUGCACCCUGCCUGCUGCCCACUGCUCUGUGGGUGGGCCCCUUGACCUGUGGGCUGUUGGGUGCUGUCUGAGCACAGCAGAGGCACAUGUGUGGGAGAAGGCACGCACAGACAACGUGGGUGACUCUCGGAGCUCCAGACAUAAGAGAUGCCUUGCAAGGAGAGGGUUCUGGCCCAGCCUGGCCCCGAGAUGCUCUCAGGGCAGAAGCGUGGGAAGGGCCGUGAGGCCAACAGCAGAGGGGGUCUGUGCCUCCCUGGUGACUUCCCCUCCACUGUUGCUUAGUCACUGGCAGUGGAGGAGUCUGUGGACCAAGUUUGAUCAGACCAAGAUCCAGGGCCGCAUCCUUCUAGAUCUUUCCUUCCAUGAGCAAGAAAGUGGCGGUGGUUCGGCCUCAGCUGUCUUCUUUCACACGUUCCUGGAGGGUGGGGGACAGUGGCCCCUGCGGCUCCGGGAAGAGGCCUGGCGGGGGUUUGCUGCCCUGGAUGACCCACUGACCGGACUCCUGGACAUGCUGGAAGGCAGCCAGGCCUGGCAGCGGAAGGGCCCCUCCCUGGAGGCCUGGGUAGUCUGUGAGCUGCACCGCUGGCUGCAGGCACGGCCACUCCCUGCGUCGGCCCAGCACAGCUCAAGGCUGCAACAGCUACAGGCCCGUGCAGUCAGGGUCCUCGCCAGGAGCCCCCCUAGUCUCGUGGAGCCACUGGUCAGCAUCUUCCAGCUGCAGGACGCAGACCGGAGGCCCCUGCUGACUCACAUCCACCAGCUCCACCAGGAGGGCAAGUUCAAAGAAGCUGUCGUGCUGGGCUCCAGGCUGAAGUUGCAGCCAGCACUUGAUGUUGAAAAGAUGUGCACCCCACUGCUCCUCCAGGACAGAGUGAGCCUCGUGGAGCGUUAUGUGGCCGGCUUCCCGGACCUCCAGAGGAAGCUGCUGGGCCUCCUGGACUCCUGGUGCCGGCCCGGCUUUGACAUCGGAGUUGUUGCCAGGCAGCACCCACAGGUGACCUCGAGGCUGGAGAGGCUGAGUCCCAGAGUGCUAAGUCGGCGGGUCCUGAGCCAGCUGGAGCGGCUGGGCCUGGACCCGGGUGGGGUGCCAGAGGCAGCUGCUGAGGGGGACCCCGCCAGGCCCGAGCUGGAAGUGUGGGUCAUCAUGGGCACAGUGCUGUCCCCAGCCCUGGGCGAAGCAGCCUUGGAAGAAGAGCCGGGCAGCACAGCCCAUCCCAUCUGUCCCCAGGGCCUGGUGGGCCGGGAAGAGUGGCCCCAAGAGAUGGUAGUGCGGCUGCUGGCCUCCCCCGGCAACGAGGCCGUGGCCGCGCAGUGCGCCCUGGGCCUCUCAGUGCCCGAGGAGCAGCUGCCAGCCACAGUGGCUGCCGAGCUCCGCCGGCUCGAACUCCAGGAGAGGGUGGCCAGGGCGCCUUUGGAGGACAGGAAGGGUGAUUAUUACCAGCUGCCCAUCGCCAGGGAGGACAUCCACUUCCUGGCCUCUUGGGAGGACUUGGCCAGGCAUGAGGAGGCGUUGCUGCAGCCCGGCCAGGUGGUCGGGGUAGACGUGGAGUGGAGACCCUCGUUUGGCACGGGGGGCCGGCCCCAGGCAUCAGUCAUGCAGUUGGCAGUGGAGGGCCGCGUGUUCCUGCUGGACCUGCCUGUGCUCUCGCGGCCAGCGGGAGGGCAGGUGUCGAAGGCCUUCUCCAGGCUGGUGUCCCGGCUGCUCUCGGACCCCUCCAUCACGAAACUGGGUUAUGGGCUGGCGGGGGACCUUCGGAGCCUGGGUGCUUCCUGCCCGGCCCUGGCGCACGUGGAGAAGCAGCUGUGGGGCGGCCUGGACCUGCUGCGGGUGCACAGGCAGAUGCGGGUGGUGAACAUGCCAGCUGGAGGCACGUAUGAGGCCAGGGGGCUGCGGGGCCUCAGCCUCCUGGUGCGGCAGGUCCUGGGCAAGCCCCUCGACAAGACGCAGCAGCUCUCUAACUGGGAUCGGCGGCCGCUGAGCGAGGGGCAGCUGGUUUACGCAGCUGCUGACGCCUACUGCCUGCUGGAGGUGCACCAGGCGCUGAGCAGAGAGCCUGCCAGCUUCUCCCUGUCUGAGGACCUGGCCAGGAGCCUGCAGCCGCCAGGGUGCAGUGAGAGACCCGGGGCCCGGGAGCCGCCCCGCCUGCAGGAGGCCUCAGCCCUGCCUUGGCAGGUGCCUGUGGCCGAGCGCGAGGACGCCGCUCCAGAGGUCCCGGCCAGGGCCUUCCGCGUGGUGUGCGACAACAUGCUGCAGGGGCUGGCAAGGAGCCUCCGCUGCUUGGGCGCGGACGUGCACGUGCUGGGCACCAACGAGGACCACCGAAGGGCAGCUGAGGUUGCCAGGCAGGAGGGAAGGAUCAUCUUGACGUCGGGGCUGCCAUACCACAAGCUCCGGGCCCAGGUCGGGGCUGGGCGCUGCCUCUGGGUGGACUGCUCCCUCAAGGCCCGUCAGCAGGCCAAGGCCGUGCUCAGGCAUUUCAACGUUCGAGUCACCCACGCAGACAUCUUCAGCCGCUGCCAGGCCUGUAACUGUGACCAGUACCUGAAGGUCUCCAAGGACAUGAUGAAGCAGCUGGUGAGGCUCAGCAGCCGCCCGGAAGGCCCCAGCAUCACAGGUGAUGAGGCCACCCAGAGCGAGGACAUACAGGAAGCAGGCUCAGCCCCAGAGGAGGCCCCCGGGGGCUGUACCUACGACCCACCUUGCCGCUGGCUGGAGGCCGCAGACCUGCGGGCUGGUGCGCCUGCCACACUGGCCAGUGGCACCCGGCUGCAGCUGGCAGGGGUCCCAGAGGGCGUGCUGCGGCGGCCGGGGCUACGCCAUUUCUACUGCUGCUCUGGCUGUGGCAAGGUCUUCUGGGAGGGCUCCCACCUGUGCCGCGUCACCUCGCAAUUCAGCCAGAUCCUGAGCAGCGCCUCCAGCUCCUGGAAGCAGAGCUGA